Messenger RNA from Struthio camelus australis, 1300 nucleotides. NCBI's taxonomy places the organism in Eukaryota, Metazoa, Chordata, Aves, Struthioniformes, Struthionidae. The record is from RefSeq and is a predicted model, not a curated record.
CCUUCCUCUUGCCCGUCCAUCCCCCUUUCUGGCUCCUGCUGCCCCGCGGUGCCCUCCCAGCUGCGAGCCAGACACUCGUGUUUCGGCCUGAGCUCACCCCCGCCAGGCCCUCUCUCUCUGCCGGUCCCGAGCUAGCCCCAAACUUGCCCUAGGAGUUUCCCAGCUGGUGUUUUGCCCCCAGCACUGCAGCAGCACUUGCUGGGCGCUGAGCUGCCUUUCCCCGCUUGUCCCCCAGGACUGUUGCAGGUGGUGAAGCAAUGCGUGCGAGUCCCAGUGUUCGUGAUGAUCCGACCUCGCGGUGGCGAUUUUCUCUACUCGGACCGUGAGGUGGAAGUGAUGAAAGCUGAUAUCCGCCUGGCCAAGCUACAUGGGGCUGAUGGGCUAGUAUUUGGGGCUCUCACAGAGGAUGGGCGCAUUGAUACAGAGCUCUGCACAGCCUUGCUGGCUGUUUGCCGUCCUUUGCCAGUCACCUUUCAUCGAGCUUUCGACAUGGUGCAUGACCCUCUGGUAGCGCUGGAGACCCUGAUUUCUCUGGGGUUUGAGCGGGUACUGACUAGCGGCUGUGACAGCUCUGCACUGGAAGGCUUGUCCUUAAUUAAGAGACUUGCAGAACAAGCAAAGGGCAGGAUCGUGGUAGUGCCAGGGGGUGGCAUCACAGAGCGCAACCUGCAGAGAAUUCUGGAAGGCUCCAGUGCUUCUGAGUUUCACUGCUCCGCUCGCUCAGUCCGGGACUCAGGGAUGAAGUUCAGCGGUGCUCGUCAUCCGGACAUGCGCGCUCCAUGCAGAACGAGAUCCCCGGGGCAUUUCUUCUGGUACUGCUGCCCUGGGGCUCAUGAGUGCACUUGUGUGGCACUUGAAAUCCGAACGUUGCCAUGGGAGCGUCCUUCUCUGCCCCUGAAUACUCCAUAAAGGUAGCCGAUGUGGCCAAAGUGAGAACCCUAAACGCAAUUGCAAAGAACAUUCUGUAGUGGAAGGCACCGUGCUGGAGCAAGAGCGCUGAGACUCCAGAGUCUUCUCUGCUAUGUGGACAGAUGGGUACUGCUUCCGUCCUCAGGUUGCAGAGGAUGUGAAUUAGGUGACGAAGCCUGAAGUCUCUUCCCUUGGCUUCCUCUGAAUGACCAGUCCCUGGCCUGGAGACUUAAGCUGGCCAUUUUAAUUCAAAGGACUCAUUCCUGGAUGUUGCGGCAAAAAGCUGUUCAGCAGCAUUUGGGGAGGAAGGGAGCUGAGCAAGUAGGGGGACUGAAUUGUGUAGCACUGCAUGUGAUUGUCAAAUAAACACUGCAGCAGCUGCUCCCUUCUU